Molecule: messenger RNA, 6591 nt
Organism: Babesia sp. Xinjiang
Lineage: Eukaryota; Apicomplexa; Aconoidasida; Piroplasmida; Babesiidae
Exons: 2
Coding region: 1-6591 (2196 amino acids)
Biological process (GO): cytoskeleton organization; regulation of transcription by RNA polymerase II; regulation of cell shape
Cellular component (GO): nucleus
Molecular function (GO): protein binding
Source: RefSeq, a predicted model, not a curated record
AUGAAGCGAGAGCGCCAGUUGGCGCUCCACCGCCCGGAUUUAGCACUUUUGGAUGGUAUAGAAGAAGUGUUAUGUCGUCGUAAAUAUUCUGUUCGUUCGCCGUGCGCUGGAAGGUGUCGGUGGCCUCCAGGUGCCUCGGCUGCCAACACAGCUCCGUUGUCAACGCAAUCUGAGGCUAAAGAGACCUUGUAUGACGACAAAUGUGACAAUAGUGUCUCAGAAGCUGCCAAUGAUCAUUUAAAUGGUGUUAUUUCUGAGUUACCAGAUGUAUUUGGUCGGGUCCUGUACGACCUUGCGCGGGUGAUGCAGCGGGACAGUUCUACGUAUGACGCUUUUGACGUUCUUUAUCGUGCCGUGUCUAAAGUAAGACAACGAGAGAAUGCAGUUAAGACAAUUAAGCAUUAUCGUAGAAAGAAGGAGCUCCCUGUUAACAUCUACCAUCAGCUGUUAUCCCGUCGCAUGGGUCGUCGUGGUGUUGAACAACACAUUGUAUCUCGACAACUUAGGCGUGUUUCCGUAUCGAUAAAGCGUGCUAUAAAUGUCUGGGGGCAUCAUUGCUGCUUGGAUGAGAUUGACCCUAACAAGCCUUACAAUGAGCCUCCACAGGUCCGUUGCAUCAGGUUCGACAGGACCGGUGAAGUGAUCAUCACAGGUGGCGAUGAGGGCAUAAUAAAGCUGUGGCAUACCUUUAACUGUACAUUGAUAACGAGUUUGCGAAAGCAUGCUGGAGGUAUAGUAAGUUUGGAUGUGCAUCCUAACAAUUUCUUUUUAUUGAGUUGCUGUGAUGGUGGUGAGUUAUGGCUUUGGGAGAUAAAUGGGAACCUCCACCGAGCGCAUAAACGCAUAUCAAGUCCCUUCAAAUACUUGUGGUGUCGUUUUUUGUCAUCAGGUGCCAAUGUUGAUUGUAAGCCUUCCGGCUUCAGCGACCGUUGUUCACAGGAGAUAGAGAACACCCUGGUAGUCUGCGUAACAACAGACUCGAAGUUGUCUAUUUAUCGUAUGUCUGACCUUGUAGUUUCUUCUAGUGGGAGCAAUAUAAUUUGCGAUGUGGCUCCUUUGUAUACCGUCGAACUCUUCAACCAUUACAUAAAAGCUUAUGAUAUAUCUAGGCCCUUGAUGUACGACAAUUCUUCACUAAUCGCCGUUGGCAUCGAGCCUAUGUUCUUGGAGGAGCUACGUAUGAGCGAUGACGCUGUAUCUUCGGCAUUGAUGCUUUUAAAUAAGGAACCCAACUAUGUUACCGGUGGCAAUGUUCCUGGAAAAUACGGGGAGAUAUCCACCAAUGCUUUGUGUGCGCUUUUCAACGUUUCUACGGGCGAAUUACUGCGUGUCAAUGGCAAAGACUCCCUGGCUGACGGUAAUUCUGAGAGAGACUUAGAAGGAGUCUGUCCCGUCAGGUCCAAAGAUAUGGAUAGGUCAGCAGUGUCUCAUAACAGUGACGACUACUGCGUUUGUGACGCAAACAUGGCAAUAGCCAUGGAUUCAGCGUCGAAAUGUAAGUAUUGCCUCAAGCGUGUGCGUACGUUUACCUUUCCACCGGUGCCACGUGCCGGAUCGGGUGGCCACUCGUCGCUGCUUGACGGUUCUUUAGGCUACAGCUGUAGCUCUGAGAAUGGUCGUUUGCCAACGUCUUCACGCAGUCUCGCACCUAACUUCAUUUGGAACAGUAACAGUAGCAAGUUUGAAAAGCACAUUAGAGAUGCGCUUGGUUCCUAUUCCCUUGAAGGUGAUAUUUCGGUAGUGGAUUCAGUGAACAUUGGUGAGAACAGUAUGCCGUUUGGUCGCAUGAGUUCGCGUCUUGUGUUUCCUUCUUAUAUGGAGCAUCGAUAUGCGUCCUUAGAUGGUGUAAAUCGUGAUCCUGGUAACUUCGAUGAUUUGAUAUACCACGUUCAGCGUGGUCACGAUUUAAGUCCCGACGUUUGUUUUGCAAAUAGCAGUUUGAAUCAUGUAACAGGCAGCGAUGACGGUAAGCUGUUUCUGUGGGUUCAUUGUGGCCAUGAUGUGAGGUUUAAGAGUAAACAGUUGUUCACGAAAUGUCUUACCAAAUGGCUUAGCAGCAGUGAUUCACAACCAGAUCACACUACAGGUCCACCUACGGUCAUGGAUCCAUCAUUUUUGUUUAAGUCACAUGAUUGCAAUAUAAAUUCGCCACGUAGCGUACCUAGUGCUUCUGUGAAGUGUGAUAACUCGUCUAGUGAAGGUCUGGAUGGCGCUGAUAGGGGAUUUGGGCGUGAAAACAGAUUAAUGCAAAGCCAUCCUACUACGGUUAGUCAUAAAGGGGGGUUGAAAUCAAGUGAAUUAAACUUGUCGGAUUCGAAUUUAUUAACGAAACAUGACGGCAACAUACCUACGCAUGAAAAGCAAACCUCAGAUGUCUCUAAAGUUACGGGAACUUCAUUAAAUUCUACAUUAUAUUCGUCGGAUGUUGAUAAAAUUGAUUUUAGGCAUAUUGACUCGGGUGUUUCUUACGCGUCAAAUGAAUCAUCAACGAGUUUCGAACGCAAGCUCAAGCAUUUGGACGGCGUUGAUGCUUUCUCGACGUCCGCAAGUAUCAGGCCAUCAAUGAUGGAUGAUUGUGUGAAGGAGAGAGUUACCGUUACAUCUGAACUUUUCAAGGAAGGCGAGGUUAACAAGCAGUGUAUGAGUGAGUCUGGCCACCACUACGUGGUAACAGCAAUUUCCUGGUCUUUGAAUGACACUUACAUCUUCAUCGCUGACAGCAUAGUGACGCGUUACAAUGUUAAGAAAUUGAUAACGGCGUCACGGACGAUAUUAUCCGGUGUUUCUGUGUUCACGUCGGAUGGUGUACAUGUGGCUGACUUUUUGCACAAUGACAUUAGCCACCACGUUGGUUGCGUCAAGCCGCACCCUGUGACUGAUGAUCUUUUGCUCACUAUCACUUAUGGCGGUAUCAUUUAUGUCUUAUCUGUAGAGUCCAAGAGUGUUGUGAAGAAGCUAGAUUGCGGUCCAAAUGCUGUAUGGGUUGAUGCUGACUGGCAUCCUAGUGGCAUGUAUUUUGCCGCUUGUCAAUCAUACGGGUGUUUCUCAUUGUUUGCUUUGGAUGGAUUAGUGAGCAACUACAGUUCAACGCUUAACCAUCAAAGUGGUUACAGCGACAUGUUACCUAUAAACACAUCGGCAUUUUACACUGGUGCUGAAAGUAACGCAGAGGUUAUGAGGCGUUACUAUUACGGUUCUACGUUAAUGCCUGCACUUGAGCUACCAGGCAAAGGGUCGAAUGAGAAUUUGCGUCUUUACACAGCAAGUUCCAUGCACACUAUCUUGGAUGACAACCGUUGCGAGGUUCUCUACGCUUGUUCACCAGUACCUAUGCAAGUGGAUGACACCCAGCUCUCUAUGAACCGUCUUUCGGAAAUGUUUUCAAUACCUGAUGACAUUGUGCCUAUGAUAUCUGUAUUGAGUCGCAUGCCGCUUAGUGUGGGUAUAGUUGAGUUUUUGCAAUGGCAUCUUGCAAAUUACUUAGGAUGUGAAAUCAUAGAGCUCAUAGUUUGGUUCAUGUGCCUCUAUGGUGUGGAGAAGAUAGUGGACCUUUCGAAGCGGAUCCGUCGUUCUACAUGCCCUUAUGGCGGCUCUACUUGUAUGGUAUGCCAUUAUAUUUCAACAGCCACUGAGCGAGCUGAGAGGUACGCUAGCAUCAUCUCUGGUCAUCGUGGUGUGAAGUCUAGGGUGAACGAGCGUGGUGAUAUAAUCGCUUGUCUUCCUAUUUCUGCCCGGCCGCAAUCUGCUGCAGUACCUCAAACCACAUCCACCUCGUUUGAGAGAAGGACCUUUCCAGUAUCUCCGGUGCGCAGAACAACGUCAACUACGACAACUUCAAGGCUUCACUCAACUGUGCGCUCACAUGUUGGCAUGAGGUCGCACCAUGGCUCUCGUGCGAGUACCAGACCUCAUAUAACUACAAGACCGCAACCUACGAGAGUUCAACCGCCCCGCGGUAGGGCAGCACAGACCGUUACCGCACCUGCAACACCAGAUACUGUUACCCUUUCGGAUAAUGAAGAGCAAUCUCAAGGUUCACCUCGAAGGGGUUUGGGUGGUACGUCUGCAUCUUCGUCGUCGAUCCAGAGAUCGACACGUACACCAUCUGCUGAUGAACGUAUUGGUUCCACUAGGUCUCCGAAUGAUCCCGCAGCUCGUAACACACCUAGCCGAGUGAAGAGUGACGAACGUACGGCACGCCGUCUUCGUCGUGAGAUGCGUAUAUAUGGUUCAUCGGAGGAUGACUCCACACCGGAACGUGCUACUACGGGCUACGCCUUGCGGCAACGACGUGGUGGUGGCUACAUCGAUCAUGCCCGGCACAUUAGCACUAUGUUAGGCCCUCUAGGUCUAUCUCGACAGGGUCGUCGUGACGGUACAACAUCUGAGGGUAUAUGUGUUAUGUGUGGUCACGGUGAUGACUCUCAUAGGAGCAAACGUGGUUCGGGUCAGAGAGUAUAUAUCGGUGGAUCUAAGAUCACUAAGAACGCAUUGGUUGGCCCCUUUGCGACAAGCCCUCAUUAUUUAGAGGUUCUGGGUGAGGAAUUGCCAAGGGUAUAUGAUCGUUUGGGAAGUAGCGUGGUUAUUCACACAGGUUGUUUGGCCGCUGCCACAUACCUACUGUUCGACACUGCAGAGCGGAAGGUUUCUAACCUGCCAGAGGUGUUGACACGUGGUAUGCAUUUAAAGUGCUCAUAUUGUGACGACAAUUUUGCAACUCUCCAUUGCAACGGUCCCAAUUGCAGUCGUGUAUUUCACUAUCCUUGUGCAUUUCUCUGCCUGGAUGACGAAUCUUACCAACAGCGGCAACCUACUGCGUAUAGUAACCCUGCAAUAUUGGAGCGUAUAAGCAAUUUUGUUGACCCACUUCUUUGCGACCAAUUUUAUUGCGUGGAGUGUACACUAAAGAGCUGUAUGGACGGGUCUCUAUCUCUUGAGCCACUAUGUACCGGUGAUUUCUUCCUUCGAGACGAUUCAAGAGCUUGGUUCUACUCAGAUACUAAGAACGACCUGCAGCCGUUUUAUAUACCACAGGGUGGUGAACUUGUUAUUGUCCCUCGUCAGGAACAAGGUGUGCUAAAAGCAAACAUAACGUCGUUCUGGUCUUUCCAAACGUUUUCACAAAUGUUAGAGGUGAAGAAGAUGGAUUACCGAUUCUACGGUCCUGUAUCUGACAACUUUGGAGUAUGUUCAGUUAUGUCACUUCGUCAGGUGGAUAACAAUAGGCGCAUUUCUUUGUUCUAUUACCCCGGUGCAGUAAUCGUGCUUCCAGUAAUCGAUUUGCUGGUCGGUCUGUGGCGUUUUGGUAAUCUGGAUGUUGGUUCUCAUGUAAAGGUACGUUAUUCGGGGGAAUGGAAGGACGCAGUUGUCUGUGAUUUGAAACGAUCGUGGAGACUGAGUAGUCCUCAUAAUAUAGUUGUUGGCGACUUCAGUACAAACAAUGUUGGUAAGAUGGCCCAGGUCGCCUUUGAUAUCGGUACAAACUGUAUUAAGGUUGAACCCAUAUCUGGUAUUACAAAAGAAUGGUUUUCAUCUUGGGAUGUUCAUCUAGGUACUGAAUCAGAGACCAUUUUGUUGGAUAAGUUGAAAGAAUCCUUAUUCCCAGCUGAUGCUAAAGCUCAGCUUCUAAAUUUAACAUUGGAUGCAGAAUUUGAGGAUUUCAAUGUGCUUCCCACUUUUGAGGAGAGCCGGGAACAUUGGGUUCGUAUUUACUGGCAGACUGUUUCUAACCCAAUGUCCCUGGAAAAGGUUCGCCAACGUAUUUUGAACUCAUAUUACACAUGCCCACAAGGUUGUAUUUCAGACUUGGAGUUGAUAGUUCGUAACUGUGAAUUUUUCAACCCUCCUUCAAGUGAAAUUUGUCAAUUAGCACAUGCCCUUGAGCGUGCAGUUUCAACAGUUCGAGAUAACAUUCGACGUCUCAUGAACACGGAUAGGUAUUGCAAAAUAUUAUGUCAAACCGUAUUCCCGGAUAUUGAGCGAUUCUUCGUAGACACGGGCGACAAUGCCACUGAAGUUGGAUCUACAAGUGUUUCGUCACCUGUAAGGCCGGAACGUGGGUCCGUCUCUGAGGAUCAUGGAACUAUGGCCGAUGAAGAUGUCCCAAUCCGUCCUUCCAAGCGUCCUCUACACGUCGAUUCUACAUUAUCCUCUGAAAGUACGACUGUGGGUGAGAGACAUAAGGAAGAGGUUACUCAUGCUACGGUGGUUGCAGGAUCUGAAUAUGAUAUUUUGCCACGCCGUAGCACAAGACGAAGUGCAAGGAAUGUCGUUUCUUAUAAACAAACUCAGCGACAUUCGGCAGAUCAUUAUUCCCCGAAGAGUAGAAAUGUACCUACCCGGAGAGGUUCAACUAGACAUGCCAAAUCGUCUGGUUCUUCUCAGGUGGAUACCCGUUCAAAGAAGGAUACUGCAACAACUGUUCAACUACCGAAUGCUGAAUCACGUCGUUCUUCGGCACGAUUAGCUGCAAUAAUUCAACAUGAGCGUGAGCAUGCUAAGCAACUCGAGCUCGAGGCUGAGCGUGAAGCACAAGAAGCCAAGUUGCGACGGUUAAUGGAAUCACGUUACAACUUCCGGAAUCGGGGAUAG